UCGUUUGAGUGUCCCUGGUAUUUUUUAAAGAUAUGAAGUUAUCGCGCAUGCGCAUUGCGCGUUUUCAGUUCAGUGACAGGAUGGAGAAGUGAUUCGACGGUGUAUUUCUGUGUAUAUUUUCGACUUUCCGCGCUAAUUACCCCGGUUUUUUCAUCCCGUUUCGUCUCAACUAUGUUAAAAGAAAAGCAACUUUACAAUAUGGGAACAACUGGACACACCAUCGAUACGUUCAACACUUCCGAACUUACCCCGGAACAACAAAAACAGUUAAUUGAGAUUCGUAGAAGGAAAACGGAACUGCUAUUGGAGAUUCAGCAACUCAAAGAUGAGCUAUGCGAGGUCGUCUCCGAAAUGGAAUCGCUGGAUUCGGGGGAAGACGGCAAAAACAGCAACAAAACGAAGAUGAUGUCGAUGGGGAGAAAAAAGUUUAAUAUGGACCCCAAGAAAGGCAUCGAAUUUUUAAUCGAAAAAGGUUUGCUGCAACAAACCCCCGAAAGCGUCGCCCAAUUUCUUUUGAAAGGAGAAGGACUCAAUAAAACUGCAAUCGGGGAUUAUUUGGGCGAGAAAAACGAUUUUAACGAGAAAGUUUUGCAAGCUUUCGUCGAUUUGCACGAUUUUACCGAUUUAAUCCUCGUACAAGCUUUACGUCAAUUCCUUUGGAGUUUUCGUUUACCCGGAGAAGCCCAAAAAAUCGAUCGAAUGAUGGAAUGUUUCGCAAAACGAUAUUGCGACUGUCAAGGUGAAAACAACAUCUUCCAAAAUUCCGAUACAUGUUACGUCCUUUCCUUCGCGAUAAUCAUGUUAAACACGAGUUUGCACAACCCAAGCGUAAAAGAAAAACCAACCGUGGAACAAUUCAUCAAUAUGAACCGCGGGAUCAACAUGGGGCAAGAUUUACCGCGCGAAUUACUCGAAGGACUCUACGAAAGCAUUAAAACCGAGCCGUUUAAAAUCCCUGAGGAUGACGGAAACGAUUUAAUGCACACAUUUUUUAACCCCGACAAAGAGGGGUGGUUAUGGAAACAAGGUGGGCGCUAUAAAAGUUGGAAACGACGCUGGUUCAUCCUUAACGAUAACUGCCUAUAUUAUUUCGAAUUCACAACCGAUAAAGAACCGCGAGGGAUUAUUCCGUUGGAAAAUAUUUCGGUGAGAGAAGCAACGGAUCGGCAAAAACAACACUGUUUCGAACUAUACGCUAGUGGCGGUGCUGAUUUUAUAAAGGCGUGUAAAACGGACUCCGAGGGGAAAGUCGUCGAGGGAAAACACACCGUUUAUAGGAUGUCGGCGAGCAGCGAGGAGGAGAAACAAGAUUGGAUCGCGAGGUUAAAUCAAAGUAUUAGUCACAAUCCGUUUUAUGAUAUGUUGGCUUCAAGGAAACGCAAAGCUCAACAUAAUCACGGAAAGAACUAAAACAUUUUUUUAUUUUGUUGUUUAUGAGAAAUUAGAACUGUGAUCGAACGAUUUAUGACGACGACGACGAACAUUUUUAACUAAUUAACCACGUGCCUCGAUCAUCAUCCCUCACGUUUGUAUAACUAGUCGAAUAUCAUUUAUUAAGUGUAAAACAAUGUUAUUUAUUUAUUUUAUUAUAAUUAUUAUUUUUUUUUCGUUUUUAGUUAAGCUAAAUUUGGAAGUUUUUUGAAGUUGGUGUUUUAAAUAAUAUCAAUUUUUAAAUUAUUAGUUUCCUGUUAAGAUUUUGACGUAGUGAUUAAAUUUAUAGAUUAUUUUUAUAUUGGGAGGUCUAAAAUGAUUUAUCAUAUUUUUUUGGGUCAUGAUUUCUUGCAUUAAUAUGGUGCUAUUUAUUAACCUUUAUAGUAAUUAAGCAAUAAUAAUGCUAGUAAUUCAGAUUUGACCAAAUAUCAGUUUAUAAGAAGUAUAGAAACAUGAGCAUCAUCUUAAUACACUUUUCUCAGACACAAAAUCCUUGCAUAACUUGUUUUUAGAAUCUUGUAAGUUUUAACAGAGUCUUGAAUGGAGCAAAAUUUAGAGUUAUGUUUUGUGGCUAUGUUUUGAGUUCUACAUAAAUGAUUUUGUCAACUGUCAUUACAAUCUAAUCUCAUUAGGAUGAAAGCAAGAAUAGCAGGUUCAAAAAUAUUUCCAAUAAAUCGAUUGUGCUCAGAUAUUCUCUCCUUAAUCACACUGUACAAUGUAUUAAUGAACUGUUUCUGAUAUCUAAAUAUACAACAAGAUCGAUUCUCUUUCCACUACUGGGAUCACCCAUGACUCAUGGCAUGAAGUUUGCUAACGCCGCUUGUUUCUGGUCUUUGUCAAGGUACAUUUCAAGUCUUCUUUUCUGCCAGUAAUAGUCUCAGUUUUUUCAACGUCCUCUGUACCUUCUUUAUGGAAUGCUCCGCUCUGCACUUCAUCUCAUCCCCAUUCCUAUCCUCCAUGACUACCAUUACGUCAUUGGUAUACUCCACAACAAUGGCCCUGACAUAAUAUAUAUUCUACAAAGUUCCCAAAAUCCCUGCGGAAUGCCAAAGGUGACAACUCUAUCCUCUCCUCCUGGUAAAAUACUCUUUCUCUUCAAGAGAUAAAACAUAACUUUAACAUAACCCAACCUAACUGAACCCAAUCUAUGCCAAGCAUGCAUGUGACGGUGUGUGAGAUAGAUACUGUGCAAUACAUUAAUAAACUUUUUUUGAUCUCUAAAUGGUUAUGCAAUGAGAAUUCAGAUUAUUCUAAGUAUAAAUAGAGCCUCCUAUCAACGCCUCCAUUUGUUGGAUUGCUUCAUUAUUGACAUCUUCUUCAAGAUGCAUAAUCUUGUUACUUUAUCAUCUGGUAGGGUUGAUUCAUCAUCGUCUGACUUGGGUUCAGAACCUAUUUCAACCAGUUAUUGUUCUAAAAUGCACUCCCACAACUUAUACUCUAAUACUUUUCUCUCCUUAUCUCAUUCUUCCUAAACGCUGAAGUUUGGAAGUUAACGAAAUCAAUAACUCUAGAUCAUUUUGUCAGAAAUAUCUAAAACAUAUAUUAUGUUUCUAGCGAUAAUUUUGGAAGAUAUCAUCUUUGAUAUCUUACUACUACCAAUAAUGAUGUGGAGUUAUAUCAGAGAUUAUAUUAGGGAAGAUGUUGAUGAGGAUAAUCUUGUGAGGUCAUGAUUUGGGCCGCCCCAACUAUCACGAACAAUACUUAAGACUUCGAAGACGUCGGUCGAGAUUAUUUCUUCCAUAAACUUAGAAGACUUAGAUGCUGAAAAUCAGUAAUAAAAGAGAUAUCAGGAAUGUGAUAUCAAAGGCAAAAUUUAUAGAUGAUGGAGAAGAUAGUAAAGAAAGCCAGGACGAGAUAUGAAAAACUAUGCAAAUCGACGUAAACUAUGUUGAGGAAGAUAAGAUAAGAUAGGAAGGUAUCAAUGAUGAGGAAGAUAGAUGUUAGAUACUAUCAAGGACGAUGCUGAAAGAUAUCAGUAAUAACGUUGAGUGAUAUUGAGAAUAAUGCCUUUCUAAGAAUUGGCACCAUCGCUUAACUAAGUUCUUCAAAAACUCCUAACAUUUUAGAAAUGUUACCUAAACUCCCCAAAAACAAUUCAAAUUAAAAAACGAAACUUAAUUUUUUAAAACUAGCAUUAUAAUUGUAAAUAAAGUUAGAUUAAAAUCAUUUUAGAUCUAAAUCCACAACAAAAAUCGUCUCGAUUUAUUUCAAUAAAUUGCGAUUUGUAAAUUUCAAUUAUAAAUUGAAAACGUAUCCCACAAUUUUAUUUAAAACAUCAACUCCAAAAAAAAACCAAAAAUAUUUUUUUUGGUUAUUAAAAACAUGGUCUUUUUUAAUUCAUUCUCAAAUCGAAAUCGAGAAUGACUUGUAAAUAAAUUCUACAAUUAGUUAAUUAAAUUAAUUAAGUAAUUAAAAGCCUCCCUCCACGUUGAUUAAAACAUACAGUGUGUUAAUUAAUUCUCGUACCCGAGUAUGCAACAAUAAUCACAGUAUUGGUAUUGCAAUACGCAUACUGUGAUAUUGGUUGCAUACUCGGGUACGAUAAUUAAUUAACACACUGUACAAUGAAUAGAAAAGAAAAAGUCGUGAAAUAAAACGCCCGGUCUUUAAUUUAAAUUUUAUUUUUUGAUUCGGAAAGGCUGUGAAACGUUUCUAUUUAUCGUUUUUCGAAUCAGUAUUUAAUAGUUGUAUAAAAAUUAAAUUUAGGCAUUUACAACAACAAAAAAAAAAUAAUUAUUUCGGAUUCAAAAAGUAAAUUAAUU
Molecule: messenger RNA, 4193 nt
Organism: Onthophagus taurus
Lineage: Eukaryota; Metazoa; Arthropoda; Insecta; Coleoptera; Scarabaeidae
Gene: step
Product: cytohesin steppke
Biological process (GO): regulation of ARF protein signal transduction
Molecular function (GO): guanyl-nucleotide exchange factor activity
Source: RefSeq, a predicted model, not a curated record